UCAGUGUUUAUUUGCCUCUGUUGAGUAAGAUACUGCGCGGAUGAGAGAUAUACAGUUUUUUUCUGUGUGUGUGACGUACGAAAAAAGGAAAAAUUUGCAAGAGAAGAAAAGUUGAUUUUUUGCAAUUAGAAAAAUUUUAUUAUUCCAAUUAGAGGAAAGUUUAUUGGAAUUAUACAAAAUUAACGAAAUAAGUGUAAUAUGAAGUAAAUUAAAGCAAAUGCAAACAAAGUUAGCGCACGGAAUUGCAUUAAAAGCAUUUAAACAAAGCAAUAUACAAAAAGAAAAUGUUAGAGAUUUUUAAGUGAUUUUUGAACGAAAAAAAAAAUAAGAAUAUCUGAAGAGAACGAAAACGAAAUAAGCAACACUUUUCCCCUCUCAGAAUACGGAAAGAGGAUUGAUUCCUUUGGAAUUUUGUUAGAAGAAUAACAGCAAAAGUGUAGCGAAAUGCCGUUAUUUGGAAAAAAAGAUUCGGCCAAAAAAAGUAAGGCCAAGGAGAUAAAGGAACUAAAUAAAACCAUACCCAUAGAGGAUAAGUACAAUUUGCAUGGUUUGUUGGGUACAGGGGCAUUUUCCGAGGUACGCUUGGCGGAGAGCAAAGAGGAGCCUAGCAAACACUAUGCGGUAAAAAUAAUCGAUAAGAAGGCAUUGAAGGGCAAAGAGGAAUCGUUAGAAAAUGAAAUACGUGUGUUGCGAAGAUUUAGUGCCAAUCAUCAAAAUGAUAAUGCCGCCGCCGCUGCUGCCACAGAUACAAGUGGUAAUAGAUUAACACACCCGAAUAUAGUCCAGCUGUACGAAACGUAUGAAGAUAAAUCAAAAAUCUACCUGGUCAUGGAGCUCGUGACCGGCGGUGAGCUGUUCGAUCGUAUUGUGGAAAAGGGUUCCUACACGGAAAAGGAUGCCUCAGACUUAAUACGACAAAUACUCGAAGCCGUCGACUACAUGCACGAGCAGGGAGUGGUGCACAGAGACUUGAAGCCAGAAAAUUUACUUUUCUAUAGUCCAGACGAUGACAGCAAGAUUAUGAUAAGUGAUUUUGGCCUCUCGAAGAUGGAGGAUUCCGGCAUUAUGGCAACAGCCUGUGGUACGCCCGGCUAUGUGGCACCCGAGGUCUUGGCCCAGAGGCCCUAUGGCAAAGCAGUGGAUAUUUGGAGUAUAGGUGUCAUCUCAUACAUUCUCCUCUGUGGUUAUCCGCCAUUCUACGAUGAGAAUGACGCCAACUUAUUUGCCCAAAUCUUAAAGGGCGAAUUUGAGUUUGAUUCACCCUACUGGGAUGACAUCAGUGAAUCGGCUAAGGAUUUCAUACGUCAUUUAAUGUGUGUAAAUGUUGAGAAGCGUUAUACCUGCAAACAAGCAUUAUUACACCCCUGGAUCUCUGGCAAUGCCGCCGGCAACAAAAAUAUUCAUGCAACGGUUUCAGAACAACUCAAAAAGAAUUUCGCGAAAUCUCGAUGGAAGCAGGCCUACUUGGCCGCCACCGUCAUACGACAAAUGCAACGUUUGGCCAUGGGCAGUAGCGAAGGCAGCAGAAGUAAUCUGCUUAAGGACGCGAAAAACAACACUAGUGCACAAACAACCGCCGAAGGUGAUUCAACAACUAGUGCCAUUGCCGGUGGUGGAGGAGGGAAUGGUGGAACUUCAAAUACGAUUAAUGAAAAUACGACGUCGUCAUCAUCAUCAUCGAAUGCUGCUGCUGAGUUGCAAAACCAAAGAAUCUCAUCGCCAAAUUCUACGGCUGCUGAUGAAUCUAGCCUAAAUAAUAGCGCUCAGAGGAACAAAUAAAUAAUGGUAAAUGGUUUUUUAAACAAAAAUUAAAUAUAAAAUUCCAAAAAAAAAACAAUUUCGAUAUAAACCAAAAAAAAAAGUGAUGCAAAAAAAUUAGGAAAAUCAAAUCGAAUUAUUUCUUUUUUCAUAAAUUGAAUACUGCACAUUAAAAAAAAAACAAAAAAAAAUAUAUUCCUAUUAAGGGCUUUAAAAACGUAUCCAUACAAAACGUUGGAAAUCAGAGUUAAAGAUCGGUCUAUUGUUAAGUUCAAAAAUUGUAUUGUACUUUAUCCGUAUGUUUUAAUUAGCUAUUUAAGGUAUUUAAUUUUAAUUUUUUAUUAACAUAAAAAUUAUAUUUUUGGAAAAUAGAGAUGUAUGUAUUGGUUGCUGUUAAGAAAGUGUAUUGAUAGUUUCUACAACAAAUGUAAAAUUAUUGCAAAACAUAAACAUUUGUUUAAAAAAAUGGUAUUUAAUAGUUUCGGUAACAUGUUGAAUGAAAACUCUGCCUUUUGUGAUAGUAACAAGUACUUUUUAUAUUACGAAAAUUAGUUUAUUCUGUAAUGUCUAAUUUUUAUUUAUUCUGAAACUUUCUCGGUUUUAUACGGGUUUUGAUGUGACAAAUCUGGGCUGUUUUUUUUUAUUAAAAUUUCAAUAAUAAGUGUUAAUAUUAAUUUUCAUUUGCUUGCCUGUUGUCUUGCCAUUUUGAGAUAUGAUUUUACAAAAUAUUUUAAACCAUUUAAGACUGCAUAUUAAUAACUAAGAUUUAUAAAGAAAAAUUUGGUUUGGAGAAUUAAUUUUCUUUAAAUGUUUGAAUUUAAUAAUAAAUUUUUGGAUUUUAUAUAUUUUUUAAAUUCAAAAGUAGCAACAAACUAUUUUAAUACUUUUGGAAGAUAAGAAUAGACAAAGAUCUGUUUAGAUUUAUUUUGGACUGUUUUAAAUUUUGGAAUAUUGAGCAUCAAAUUCAAAUUUAAUAAUUGUGGUAGUUUAUUUAAUGGUUUAUAAAAACAUAUUUUAAUAUUAGCUUUGUUCCAGAACUUGCCAUGUUUGCCGGUUUUAAAUGAAAUAGUUGCCGUACUUAAAAUAUCAAUGUUUUUUUUUUUUUAAUUUUGACAAUUAUAAAAUACUUAACCAUACCGAACGAAAUGUGUGACAUUGCUGAAAAAAGCAUAUUUUAAUAUAAGCUUUUUUCAACUACUUGACAGAAUUGCCGGUUUUGCAGGAAAUCGUUCCCGUACUUAAAUUAUCAAUAUAUUUUAUUGUUUUUCUGAUUAAUACUUAUUGAUUAUUUCUUAUAAAAUAUGACUAUAUCUGACUAAAAUCUAACUAGUAUUUUAUAGUUGUUCUGAUUAAAUUUGACUAUUUCUUAAAAAAUCUGACUGAAUUUUCUGUUUUUUUCUGAGAAAUUUGGACUAUAUUAUAUUAUAAAAUUAUACAUAUUUUGAUACCAGUUUUGUUCCAGUACUUGUUAGAUUUAACAGUUUCGAUCCCGUACUUAAAAUAUCAAUAUAUUUUGUUGUUUUUCUGAUUAAUAUUGAUUAUUUCUUAUAAAAUAUGACUAUAUCUGACUAAAAUCUAACUAUUACUGUAACAAACCAAUAGUAAUUCUUAAACUGUCCUCUGAACAAAAUCUAAAACAAUUUUUGUCCAAUUGGAUAAAAUUAACAACAAGUCCAAGUCAUUGCAUUUUAACGAAUUAAUUUUAUUUAAAUUUAAAUAAAUUUAAAAAACUCAAAAAAACUUGUGUGUUGUUUUCAACACAUACAGUAUAUCUAUGUAAUUUACACUAGCAAUAUAAUUUUUUUGUAUUCAAAAUCAUGAGUUACCAAUAUCAAAUUUAUCUUUAUAUUUUAAUAUCUGUUUGUCAUCAAAAUAGUUUAUCUUCAACACAUUUUACACAAAUAUUUCGGUAAUGAGUACGUUUACGUUUAUUGCUGAUAAAAAAUGUACGUAUACAUACAAAUUACAUAUGUGUGGAAAACCACACAAAAAAAUAUUUUUGAAGGAAAAGUAAAGAAAUUUCAUGAAAAUAGUUUAGCAAUUUUUUUUUGAAUUUAUUAACAUUUAUUAAUUUUGUGUGGUUUUGCACACAAGUGUAAAAAUGAGGGUUAAAUCACAUUUGAGCAAUUUUUCAUACAUACAUGUAUAUUUUUGUUUAAAUUUUUAAAAAUAUUUACCGAAUUUUUGAUGCAUUUUAAGGAAUUUAUUUUUUAUAAUGUUAAGUAUAAAAAAUUUUAUUCAUAAAAAUUUUGUAUUCUCCCCCUUAUUUUGAAAAUCACUUCUCCUCACUUUUAGAAAUUGUUACUAAUUGCAGAUAAUAUUGUAUGAAAAUAUUUGUUAAAGUGAGAUGAAAGUGUUUUACAAAAUAAGGGAGUCUGUCUAUCACCAUUUUAUACAAUACUUUCUAUUUAGUUUACCUGUCAACUAUAUACAUCUUUAUUAUUAAGAAAAUCAUUUAAAAAUCCAUUAAUAUUUACAGCAAAAGUCAUAAAAUGAGUAGGAAUUACACAAAUGUUUUUCUUAUCGGCAAGUUUAAGUGUGACCGUGCAAAUUUUUCUAACAUUUUUUUUACUAUUUAAUAUUAUUAUACAUAUGUAUGUUUUUUUAUAUUUUAUUAUUCAAACGAAUUUAUAUUACUUUUUUUACUACUAUUUUUUUUUUACAUUCUGUACGCUUGUAUUAUUGAUCUUUAACCCUGAUUUUCUAUGAAAUAAAUUUUAACUAUUUGCAAAUUAAAAAAGAAUUAAUAAAUAUUAUAUAAAAACGUGUAACAGUAAAAAAAAAUAAUUAAAGAGAGCAGACGCAUAUUUAAUCCAUGACGAAAAGAAUUGUUUUAAAAUAAAAAAAUACUGCACCUGCUUGUACUCUUACAUAUUUAAUAAUACAACAACAACCUAUAAUUAUCUUUUUCUUACAUAUAUUUAUAUUUAUAAAAAUAACAACAACAACAACUUUUGAUUGUAACAAAAAAUAACAAUUAUACAUAUUAAUAACAAAAUAUAUACAUUCAUACAUUUAACAAAAAAAAAAUUCAAAUCAACAUAAGCUCUCUAAAUAUAUUAACAAAAAAUUAAAACAAUUACAAAACGUACAGAAAAUAUUACUUAAAAAAAAACAAAAUUAUACAUACAUACUUAUUAUAUACACAGUUAUAUUAUAUAUUACUUACAUAUACAUAUAUACUUAAUAAAAAUCUAAAAAAAAACAUUUUUUAUAACUCUGCUUAAAGAAAAAAAAAAUAAUAAAAAAAAAAUUAAUAAAAGCUACUACUUUAAUAAACAAAAUCUCAUACUUAUAUUAAAAAUUAAACUAUAAAUUUUUCUUUUAAUUUCUUUUCUUUUUUUAUGUAAUUUUAACUAAUAUUUAAAAAUGAAACAUUCUCUCUAUCUAAACUAAUUAAAAACGCUCUCUAAUGAAAUACUUAAUUAUUGUACUUAUAUUUAUAGAAUUUUUUUAAACCACUACUUAGUAGUCUAUUUAUAGAUUGAAUUGAAAGAAUGAAGUUCUGAAUGAUUAGAAGUAAAAAAACACGUUAAAAAUCCAUAUAAACUUAAGUAAAGUCUUUAUUAAAUAACAUAUUUAUACUAAGAACUGUUUACACAGUCUAAACUAAUUGUCCCAAAGGGUCAGUAGUUGUAAGUUUUAAAUUAAAAAAGAUAAAUAAAUACGAGUAUAUUGCAUUGAAAA
Calliphora vicina (urban bluebottle blowfly) is the source of this 5445-nucleotide messenger RNA. RefSeq names its product Calcium/calmodulin-dependent protein kinase I (gene CaMKI). Bases 445 to 1779 code for a protein of 444 amino acids. The transcript has a single exon. The record is from RefSeq and is a predicted model, not a curated record. Gene Ontology annotation, molecular function: calmodulin binding; ATP binding; calcium/calmodulin-dependent protein kinase activity. Lineage: Eukaryota; Metazoa; Arthropoda; Insecta; Diptera; Calliphoridae. Gene Ontology annotation, biological process: protein phosphorylation.